AUGAAGAGAAAAUUUUAUCAACAUAACCAAACUCAACAACAACCUCAAACUCCACAACAACAACAGCAACAACCUUCAUUAUCAAUAAAAGGGUAUUAUUAUGACAAUGAACAAAACAGAUAUUUUAAGAUAACAAAAGAUCGACCUGCCAAACAGGUGGAUACUCAAGAGCAGUCAGUUGAAGUAGAUAACACUCAACUACUAUGUUCCAAUCGCUACAUUGACAGGACUAGUCUGUCAAUCAACAAUCAUCUCUUUCAUAAUGAGUACCAAUGGUCUCGUCCAGCGUCGUCCUACCUCUGUAUGCGUGAUUGGCACUGUCAAACAGAAACAUUGUACCAAGUGGAUACCUCUAGAAGUUUGGGACAGUGCACAAAUAUCGAACCACUACUACUAUCAUCACGUGCUCAAACUGGAGAUGCCAAAUCUACAAGUGUACUCUACUCCAAGACAAAUGGAGACUUGAGCGCUCAACGAAUAGAUAUGGACAAGAAGGGUUGUCUCUCUUCAACGACCACUUCAAACUUUACAACAACAACAGUCCCGACUCAUGGAGAGAUCACCUCUAUCAAAGCAUCAAGGGCAAGUCCUGGUCUACUGUUAGUUUCAUAUCUAGGACAAGGUAACGAACAUGGUGGAGUUACAAUUCUAAAUGACCUAUCUGUUGCAAAGACUCUCAGAUUGAAGAAUGAGAGUGUCUGGAGCAGUGAAUGGCACCCAUUCGGUGCUCAUCUCUCAAUUGGUGGAUCUGGAUCAGUCUAUCUGUAUGACCUGUUUCAUGACGCCAUCCAUAAACAGCACAACUCCAAAAGUGAUGUGUUUGCUCAGUCAUUUGGUAGCAACGGAUCAUUGUUAUUCAACGGAUCUCGCGAUGGUCAGAUCAGAACCUAUGACCUACGAUUUAAAUCCUCCAAUAUCGUUCAAUCAUUCAAUCAAUCCAGCAGCAAUGACAAUCCUUUCUCUGGUGUGGACAUAGCAUCAAUUUGGCCUGAUUCAUCCCAUCAGCCAUCGGUUUGGCCAAAGCUUUGGAUGACACGCCACAGUGGUGGAGAAGGUCUUUCAGUCAAGUCGAGUAUUUGUUCGAUCCAAUCGCUGAGAGACGAUAACUAUCUGAUUGUAUCUUCAAUGAAUGGACAACUUGUCAAGUGGGACAGGAGAGUUGGAAGAAUAUGUGUACACUAUGACCAACAUUGUAAUAGUCACACAAUGUUAAAGUUUACCGUCACUGAUGAUCAGAAUCUCCUCAUAUCUGGUGGUGAAGACCGUUACGUGAGGAUAUGGAACUUGCACAAUGGCUCACUACUUAGGACAUUGGGACCAUUCAAACAGCCAGUUCUUUCAAUUACAACUUUACAGUACAACAAACAACAAUUGGACAAUAACUACUUUUGCUUUGGAAGUGAC
Acytostelium subglobosum LB1 is the source of this 1404-nucleotide messenger RNA. RefSeq lists its product as hypothetical. The transcript is spliced from 3 exons. The annotation marks the transcript as partial. Gene Ontology annotation, cellular component: Cul4-RING E3 ubiquitin ligase complex. The record is from RefSeq and is a predicted model, not a curated record. Gene Ontology annotation, molecular function: protein binding. NCBI's taxonomy places the organism in Eukaryota, Evosea, Eumycetozoa, Acytosteliales, Acytosteliaceae.